AUGAAAGAUUUCGAAAAAUCGCACGGCGCGCAGGCGGAGUGGAACAAGCCGCUGACGUCGUGCGCGCGGCAGUGGCAGCGCGCGUGCGAGAAACUUCUUCACCGAUUGAUGCAGGACAAGAAGAAGUCCUGGUGUUUCAAAGAGCCCGUGGACCCGGUCGGUUUAGGCAUCCCGGACUACCCGGUGAUCAUCAAGCAUCCGAUGGAUCUGGGCACGAUCGAGACGAUGUUGAAGAAGGGAGAGAUCAGCGCCCCGGACGAGUUCAUCGCGCUCGUGCGGACGGUGUUUCGGAACGCGUACGUGUACAACGGCACGGACGAUCCGUCCGGGGUGAGGGACACCGCGCAGAAGGCGAGCUUGUUCUUCGAGAAGGAGAUCGCGAAGAUGUGA
Micromonas pusilla CCMP1545 is the source of this 390-nucleotide messenger RNA. Its product is annotated as bromodomain-containing protein. Bases 1 to 390 code for a protein of 129 amino acids. Lineage: Eukaryota; Viridiplantae; Chlorophyta; Mamiellophyceae; Mamiellales; Mamiellaceae. The record is from RefSeq and is a predicted model, not a curated record. Gene Ontology annotation, molecular function: protein binding. The transcript has a single exon.